UACUGGUUAGCUUUUUUUAACUUCUUAAAAAGUACUUCUUUUCCUCUCUCCCCUCAAAAAAAUUUCUUAGAAGAACACUAUAACCCAGAUUGUUUAUUUAAGUAUUAUUCUGUAAUUUAAUCUACAAUAAUAUAUAUUAUGGUUACCCAGCUUCGUUUUGAAAACUCUUUUUGGACACCAAAUAAUUAUACUGGAGGUAUCACAGUUUUGUACGAUAAACUUGAACAGGGAAGGAUAGAAAAUGAAGAAAUCGUUGCGUUUAUAAGGGAAAGGAUAUCAAUCGAGGAGUUAUAUGGUAAAAAACUAUGUGAUCUCUCCAAGAUUAGUAGUAGGCAAGACGGGUUCUUGCGUGAUGACGGUGCUUCUUUACGACGUUCAUUUGAGAAGGUUAAGAAUGAGUGUUGUAAUUUAGGGCAAGCACAUUUGCAGCUUGCCAGUAAUUUGGCCGAAAUGGUAUUACAACCAUUACUCAAAUCUAAGGAGGAGCAUGCCAAACGACUUAAAUCAAGUAGAGAUGAGUUAACAGAUUAUAUGAAAAUGUAUGAACGAUUAAUUGUGGAUGUAGAAAAAGCGCGUAUUAAUUAUCAGAAUAAAUGUAAAAUAGCAGAUGAAAUUGCUAAUGAAGCAUCGAUUCAAAGGUCUUUGGAAAAGGAAAAGGAAAAAAUGAGAAACGAAUUUCAAUUAUUAGUAGUUGUUCUUGGGGAACAGUCUUUUACUGAGGAUGAAAUUAUGAAAUUUUUCUUACGAAUGCGUGAAGAAAUUCCUUCUCACGAAGUAAAAUUUCCAAUAUUAGGAGUAUAUAAUGAUGUGUACACUGGUGAAGACAUCGCAAAAUGGUUGCAAGAAAAUCAUCUUAGUGCACGUACUUUGAGGGAAGCUGAAAUGAUUGGUCAAGAAUUAGCAGAUCAAGGAUUUUUACGUCUUAUUGGAGCAUAUGGAAAUAAAUUUACUAGUAGCCCUUCCGCUUACUAUCAAUGGAAAGCGAAGGCAUUUAAUCUUAGAACUACUGAAGAAGCCACUCCUUUGUCAAAAGGUUGGGGUGGUUUGGUAUCAACUAUUGCAUCUAAUCAGCCAAAUGAAAAACGUGCUCGUAAAGAGGCAGAUGAAGCUGACGAGGCUUAUAGACAUGCAGUUAGAAGACUUGAUAAAACUCGUCUACAUCUUGAAGAAAGUAUGAUCGAUCAUUUGAAUUUCAUGGAAAGAAAAGAAUUGGAUCGUAUUAAAGCUUCGAAAGCAGCUUUCCUAAAUUAUGCUGCGACAUUUAGUGGUAUUAUCUCCACAACUCAAAUGACGUCAGAGAGAUUGCUUAUAUAUCAUGAGGCCUUGAACCCGGAAAAAGAUAUUCGAUUCAUGAUUGAAAGGUACCGUACUGGUCCAUUCAUUCCACAGGUCAUCUUAUACAGAAAUCAGUACAAUGGAAGUGCAAAUGACCAGACAUUUGGCGUUCCUCUAGAAGAGAAAGCCAAACAUGAUCUUAAAUAUAUUCCACAGGUUGUAACAAAAUGCUUAAGUUGUAUAACCAAAGGAUUUUCUAAAUGGAGUGAUGCUGAUAAAAGACUUGUAUGGACAACAGAUGUCCCUUUGGCAUCAAUUCAUGCGCUUCGUGAUAAUAUUAAUGAUGGUGGAAAAGUUACAUUGAAAAAAUUAAGAGAAUAUGAUUUAACUAUUGUUGCAGGUGUUCUGAAAUUAUAUCUUUUAGAAUUACCUGAAUGUUUGCUUACCUUUGAACUUUAUGAACCCGUGAAGUUAUUAUAUUCAAUUAAUCCAGAUGAUCAAGAUGUUGAAACGCGUCUUUCCUCUGUAUCUAAUUUGAUAACUACUAUUCCAGAAGGAAAUUACCGGACUUUGAAUGCAUUCAUAUCUCAUUUGCAUCAAUUGGCCUUAUCUGUAGAUUCUAGUGAUAAUUUUAUUACAACUAUUUCUCAAAUAUAUGGUUUUAUUUUACUGAGGCCGGCAAAUAAGGUUUCAUUUUAUUUUGACGAUAAACAUCCGAUCAGAUUAUUAAAGGAUCUUAUUAUUAGUUAUGGUAGUAUUUUCAGAAAUUUAAACAUUACAUCGAGCUCAAUAGGCGAAAUUAUGAGACGUUCCGCAAGUCGAGAUUCUUUGCAAUCUAACAAAUCGACAAGAUCAACACGCUCAACUCUUUCAAAUCGUUCGAGUCGUACUAGGGAAAAUGUUGCAAAUAUUAAAAUAAAUACUUCCCCAUCUAUGAUUAAUGAUCAACAUAUUAGGGACGAUCAAGUGAAAGAGAAUGAGAAUAAUGAAAAUGUAACAUAUAUAAAUGGUUCUUCACCUCCCAAUAUAGCAACUAAUAUCAAUAAUAUGUAUACAAUAAAUGAUGCUACUAAGUCUGAUUCAAUGGUAAACAGUCCCAUUAGUCCUAUAACACGUUCCAAUCAUAAUAAGGAAGAUUCGUUAUCUUCUAAUUAUGGAACUGGAUUGGGCCGUCGUCGAGGAUUUCGACGAUCACGUGGAACUGGUUCGCCUUCAGGUUCAAUAAGUCGUACAAGAAGAAAGAAUCGUGAGUCAGAAAUUAAAAAUUUUAAUAAUGACCUAGAAAGUUACGAUGAUGGAAUGUCUGAUUCAGGGUCAACAGAAUCUUCAUCUGCAUCCCCAAUUAUUUCUACCAGAACUUAUUCAUUCCCAAAUAAAUCAUUUGUUUCAGUCGAUGAUAAUACAUUAGAAGCCGUACCUAUUACUCCUGAGCGUCCUUAUUUCAAUGAAGAAUCGGAGUAAAAUUAAAGGAUUAGUUUAUAUAUAUAUGUUUCUUUUUUUCAAAUUAAUAAUAAUUAGAUUAGUUAAAUGCAAUUUUAUAAAACGUAGACAUUCCAAUAAACAAUAUUUAAUAAAAUUUCUUAUUACUUCUA
Molecule: messenger RNA, 2867 nt
Organism: Rhizophagus irregularis DAOM 181602=DAOM 197198
Lineage: Eukaryota; Fungi; Glomeromycota; Glomeromycetes; Glomerales; Glomeraceae
Biological process (GO): small GTPase-mediated signal transduction
Cellular component (GO): cytoplasm; plasma membrane; division septum
Molecular function (GO): GTPase activator activity
Source: RefSeq, a predicted model, not a curated record